AGCCAAUUAACGUUUUACUACACAGAUCCACAACCCGCCUCCUGACUGUUCAGCCCCUGCUUCGUUGAGUGUGUCAACCUGUACCAAAGUAUCCAGUCUAUAUAAACACGCGUUGGCUACUUUCAAACUCAGAUGCGCGUAGAGCGCACUGGAGUGUAGAUCAGGAAAAGGGAAGGGGACAGCUGGUAGCCGUAGUGGAUAGGAGUAAAACGUAAAUAAAUAGACUCCAAGGGCAAUAACCAACGUGGGUCUUCGUGAUAUCGCCUUCGGAGACAUUCCGGUCACCGUUGGCGGCCUGGCCAGAGUCCUGGUGGCAUUUAAAGCUGUUCUUUCUUACAAAAGCGGCGUGCCGAGGGAGGACGCUUCUCUUUGAAUAGACAGGAUGCACGGACCGCCCUCCGGCGACAGCGCAUGCCCAUUGCGCCUCAUCAAGCGAGUGCAAUUCGGCAUCAUCAGCCCAGAUGAGCUUAAACGGAUGUCGGUCACAGAAGGGGGAAUCAAGUACCCCGAGACCACAGAAGGAGGACGUCCUAAACUUGGUGGGCUGAUGGACCCCAGACAAGGGGUCAUCGAACGAUCCGGAAGGUGUCAAACGUGUGCAGGCAACAUGACAGAAUGCCCGGGCCACUUCGGCCACAUAGAGCUGGCAAAGCCUGUCUUCCACGUGGGUUUCGUCAACAAGAUCAUGAAGGUCCUCCGAUGUGUCUGCUACUCGUGCUCCAAGCUUCUGGUGGACACGAAUAACCCAAAGAUCAAAGACAUCCUGCAGAAGUCCAAGGGGCAGCCCAGGAAGCGUCUGACCCACGUGUACGACCUGUGUAAAGGCAAGAACAUCUGCGAGGGCGGAGAGGAGAUGGACAACAAGUUUGGAGUGGACCAGCAGGAGCACGACAGUGAGGACAUCACUAAGGAGAAGGGCCACGGUGGCUGUGGGCGCUACCAGCCGCGUAUCCGCCGGUCGGGCCUGGAGCUGUACGCUGAGUGGAAGCACGUGAACGAGGACUCACAGGAGAAGAAGAUCCUGCUGAGCCCAGAGCGCGUCUACGAGAUCUUCAAGCGUAUCUCGGACGAGGAGGAUGUCAUCCUGGGCUUGGACCCCAAGUACUCCCGGCCCGAGUGGAUGAUCGUCACAGUACUCCCCGUGCCGCCACUGGCUGUCCGGCCCGCCGUCGUCAUGCAGGGCUCUGCUCGUAACCAGGACGACUUGACACACAAGCUGGCCGACAUCGUCAAGAUCAACAACCAGCUGCGGCGGAACGAGCAGAGCGGCGCGGCGGCCCACGUCAUCGCUGAGGACGUGAAGCUGCUGCAGUUCCACGUGGCCACCAUGGUGGACAAUGAGCUGCCAGGCCUGCCCAGGGCGAUGCAAAAAUCGGGCCGCCCACUCAAAUCCCUCAAACAGCGUCUGAAGGGGAAGGAGGGGCGAGUCCGAGGUAACUUGAUGGGGAAACGUGUGGACUUCUCCGCCCGAACCGUCAUCACCCCCGACCCCAACCUCCAGAUCGACCAAGUGGGCGUCCCGCGCUCCAUCGCAGCCAACAUGACCUUCCCAGAAAUCGUCACACCCUUUAACAUUGACAGGUUACAGGAGCUGGUGCGCAGAGGCAACAGCCAGUAUCCCGGAGCCAAAUAUAUAAUCCGCGACAACGGGGACAGAAUCGACCUGCGGUUUCACCCCAAACCAAGUGACCUUCACCUCCAGAUUGGCUACAAGGUGGAAAGACAUAUGUGCGACGGUGACAUCAUUAUCUUCAACAGACAGCCCACGCUACAUAAAAUGUCUAUGAUGGGGCACAGAGUCCGAAUCUUGCCCUGGUCCACCUUUCGAAUGAACCUCAGUGUAACCACACCGUACAAUGCUGACUUUGACGGGGACGAGAUGAAUCUGCAUCUACCCCAGUCCCUGGAGACGAGAGCUGAGAUCCAGGAGCUUGCCAUGGUGCCUCGGAUGAUCGUCACCCCCCAGUCCAACAGGCCCGUCAUGGGCAUCGUGCAGGACACCCUCACCGCGGUGCGCAAGUUCACCAAGAGGGAUGUCUUCCUAGAGCGGGGCGAUGUGAUGAACCUCCUGAUGUUCCUGUCCACGUGGGACGGCAAGGUGCCCCAGCCAGCCAUCCUGAAGCCCCGGCCGCUUUGGACGGGCAAGCAGAUCUUCAGCCUCAUCAUCCCGGGCCACAUCAACGCCAUCCGAACACACAGCACCCACCCAGACGAGGAGGACAGUGGGCCAUACAAACACAUCUCCCCUGGGGACACCAAGGUGAUAGUGGAGAAUGGAGAGCUGAUCAUGGGCAUCCUGUGUAAGAAGUCCCUGGGUACCUCUGCUGGCUCCCUGGUCCACAUCUGCUUCCUGGAGAUGGGCCACGACGUCACCCGCCUCUUCUACUCCAACAUCCAGACGGUGGUCAAUAACUGGCUGCUCAUUGAGGGUGCCUCUAUUGGUAUUGGUGAUUCUAUUGCUGACGCAAAGACUUACCUUGACAUUCAGAACACCAUCAAGAAGGCCAAGCAGGAUGUAAUAGAGGUCAUUGAGAAGGCCCACAACAACGAGUUGGAGCCCACCCCUGGUAACACGCUGAGGCAGACCUUUGAGAACCAGGUGAAUCGCAUCCUGAACGACGCCCGUGACAAAACGGGUUCCUCCGCCCAGAAGUCCCUGUCUGAGUACAACAACUUCAAGUCCAUGGUGGUGGCCGGCUCCAAAGGCUCCAAGAUUAACAUCUCUCAGGUUAUUGCUGUGGUGGGGCAGCAGAACGUGGAGGGUAAACGUAUCCCCUUCGGCUUCAAGCACCGCACGCUCCCCCACUUCAUCAAGGAUGACUACGGCCCUGAGAGCAGAGGCUUCGUGGAGAACUCGUACCUGGCCGGCCUCACGCCCACCGAGUUUUUUUUUCACGCCAUGGGAGGCAGAGAGGGGCUUAUUGACACGGCUGUGAAGACCGCCGAAACUGGUUAUAUCCAGCGUCGUCUGAUCAAGUCCAUGGAGUCUGUGAUGGUGAAGUACGACGCCACCGUGAGGAACUCCAUCAACCAGGUGGUGCAGCUGCGCUACGGAGAGGACGGCCUGGCCGGGGAGGCUGUGGAGUUCCAGAACAUGGCCACGCUCAAACCCUCCAACAAGGCCUUCGAGAAGAAGUUCAGGUUUGACUGCACCAAUGAGCGGGCGCUGCGGCGCACCCUGCAGGAGGACGUUGUGAAGGACGUGAUGACCAAUGCCCAGGUGCAGAGUGCCCUGGAGAGAGAGUAUGAAAAGAUGAAGGAUGACAGAGAGAUUCUGAGGGCCAUCUUCCCCACUGGGGACAGCAAGGUGGUGCUUCCAUGCAACCUGGCCAGGAUGAUCUGGAACGCCCAGAAGAUCUUCAGGAUCAACCCCCGCACCCCCACAGACCUCAACCCCCUACGAGUGGUAGAGGGUGUCCAGGAGCUGAGUAAGAAGCUGGUGAUUGUGAACGGCGAGGACCACCUGAGCAGACAGGCCCAGCAGAACGCCACCCUCCUCUUCAACAUCCACCUGCGCUCCACGCUCAGCUCCCGACGCAUGACAGAUGAAUUCCGACUGAGCACUGAGGCUUACGACUGGCUACUGGGGGAGAUCGAGAGCAAGUUCAACCAGUCUAUUGCCCAUCCGGGUGAGAUGGUGGGGGCGUUAGCCGCCCAGUCGCUGGGAGAACCCGCCACCCAGAUGACCCUGAACACCUUCCACUACGCUGGUGUGUCGGCCAAGAACGUCACUCUGGGUGUGCCGCGUCUCAAGGAGUUGAUCAACAUCUCUAAGAGGCCCAAGACCCCCUCCCUCACCGUGUUCCUGCUGGGCCAGGCGGCCCGCGACGCCGAGAGGGCCAAGGAUAUCCUCUGUCGGCUGGAACACACCACCCUCAGAAAGGUGACUGCCAACACAGCCAUCUACUAUGACCCUAACCCCCAGAGCACGGUGGUGACGGAGGACCAGGAGUGGGUCAACGUCUACUAUGAGAUGCCUGACUUUGACGUGACUCGCAUCUCCCCCUGGCUCCUCCGCAUCGAGCUCGACCGCAAACACAUGACUGACCGCAAGCUGACCAUGGAGCAGAUCGCAGAGAAGAUCAAUGCAGGUUUCGGAGAUGAUCUGAACUGUAUAUUCAAUGACGACAACGCCGAGAAGCUGGUCUUGCGAAUUCGCAUCAUGAACAGCGACGAGAACAAGUUCCAUGAGGAUGAGGAAGUGGUGGACAAGAUGGACGACGACGUGUUCCUGAGGUGCAUCGAGUCCAACAUGCUGACGGACAUGACACUGCAGGGCAUCGAGCAGAUCAGCAAGGUGUACAUGCACUUGCCCCAGACUGACAACAAGAAGAAGAUCAUCAUUACAGAGGAGGGAGAGUUCAAGGCCCUGCAGGAGUGGAUCCUGGAGACAGAUGGCGUGGGUCUGAUGAGGGUCCUCAGUGAGAAGGACGUGGACCCUGUCAGGACCACCUCCAACGAUAUUGUAGAGAUCUUCACGGUGCUGGGUAUUGAGGCUGUACGUAAGGCGCUGGAGAGGGAGUUGAACCACGUCAUCUCCUUUGACGGUUCCUACGUCAACUACCGCCACUUGUCGUUGCUUUGCGACACCAUGACGUGCCGCGGUCACCUGAUGGCUAUCACACGUCAUGGCAUCAACAGACAGGACACGGGACCUCUCAUGAAGUGCUCCUUUGAGGAGACGGUGGAUGUGCUGAUGGAGGCGUCAUCCCACGGGGAGAGUGACCCAAUGAAGGGUGUGUCUGAGAACAUCAUGCUGGGCCAGCUGGCCCCCUGCGGGACGGGCUGCUUUGACCUGCUGCUGGACGCUGAGAAGUGCAAAUACGGCAUGGAGAUCCCCACCAACAUCCCCGGUAUCAGCGUGGCUGGACCCACCGGAAUGUUCUUUGGCUCGGCGCCCAGCCCCAUGAGUGGCAUGUCCCCAGCCAUGACCCCCUGGAACACUGGAGCCACCCCCGCCUAUGGUGCUUGGUCCCCCAGCAUUGGUAAGGCUCAACCUGGGUGGACUUUGACAAUAUCCAGGGGGUACAGCAUGGUCCAUCCCACCUGCCACUGUACUGUUCCAUUGACUCAUGCCCUGACUCUACUGUUCUGUUGACUCAUGCCCUGACUC
This is a messenger RNA of Salvelinus sp. IW2-2015, 5113 nucleotides long. Its product is annotated as DNA-directed RNA polymerase II subunit RPB1. Gene Ontology annotation, biological process: DNA-templated transcription. Lineage: Eukaryota; Metazoa; Chordata; Actinopteri; Salmoniformes; Salmonidae. The record is from RefSeq and is a predicted model, not a curated record. Gene Ontology annotation, molecular function: DNA binding. Gene Ontology annotation, cellular component: RNA polymerase II, core complex.